UUCUGGGUUGUGCGCUAGAGAGAAAAGCGCAGGGCGCGCUAGGAGAAGAAAAAACUCACAGCAUGCUGGCGGAACGGGGUCACGAACUAUGACCUUUCACAGAAGAAAAACAAAAACAAAUGUUUUUUUAAAAUACAAGACCGUAAAUCUGCUAUCUUUGACACCGGUGGUUGGUUCCUGUUGAAGGUGACCCUGCCUACUGAUUUGAAAGAGGUUUGCUUAUCUCUGCCUUUGACUGUCUUUGGUUGCUCCAGACAUUCUCGGCUAAUGACCUUAAAUCACCAUGACGACCAACAUGGAGGUGCUUGCUCAGCAGAAAGUGGCCUCUGAGCAGGUGGCAGAGAUGCAGUCGUCUCCCGCUGGCUUGUCAGUAACAAGCGUCUCUCCACAGCAUUUCCAGGUCAUCUCCACUGAGCCAUCAGCCACACCACAGCAUAUACAGAUUGUACGGGACCAGCAGACUGGCCAGAGGAUCCAGAUCGUCACGACCAUGGAUCCCUCCAGUGGGCCCAAGCAGCAGUUUGUCCUGGUGGCAUCCGAUGGCUCAGGCUCGGGAAAAGUCAUCCUGACAUGUCCAGAGAACCAAAGCGGCAAACCGCUCAUCUUCACCACAGCAGACAGCCUGGUACCAGGCAGAAUACAGAUUGUAACAGACGCAGCGUCGGUGGAGAGGUUACUGGGUAAUGCUGGAGAGGUUGGCCGUCCGCAGCCUGUAGAGUAUUGCGUUGUGUGCGGCGACAAGGCUUCAGGCCGUCACUACGGGGCCGUAAGCUGUGAGGGCUGUAAAGGCUUCUUCAAGAGGAGCGUGAGGAAGAACCUGACGUACAGUUGCCGUAGCAACCAGGAGUGUGUCGUCAACAAGCACCACCGCAACCGCUGUCAGUUCUGUCGACUGAGGAAAUGCCUGGACAUGGGCAUGAAGAUGGAGUCCGUCCAGAGUGAGAGGAAGCCCGUUGACCUGCCUAGAGAGAGGCCUGCUAACUGUGCCGCGUCCACAGAGAAGAUCUACAUCAGGAAGAACCUGAUGAGCCCGCUCAUCGCCACACCAACCUUCAUUGCAGACAGCGACGGCUCCAGAUCCAGUCUUCUAGACCCAGGGAUGUUGGUGAACAUCCAGCAGCCACUGAUCCAGGCCGAGGGGACACUACUUCUGGCCACAGACCACAAGUCUGAGUCAGGGCAGGGGGACCUGGGGACGCUGGCCAGUGUGGUGACGUCUCUGGCCAACCUGAACGACUCCCUCAGCGAGUCACUGAACAACGGGGAUACCUCAGAUGACCCACAAGAGGAGCAGUCUGCCAUCGAGAUUACACGUGCCUUUGACACCUUGGCCAAAGCCCUGAAUCCCUCCGAGUCGGGAGCGGGGCAGAACCUGGCGGAGGAAGGGGACUGCGUGGGCGGGGCCACCAUCCAGUUAAUCAGCCGAGGCCAGGUGACCCCCCUCAUUGAGGUGGAGGGGCCGUUGCUCACAGACACACACGUUAGCUUCAAGCUGACCAUGCCAAGCCCCAUGCCAGAGUAUCUAAAUGUACACUACAUAUGUGAGUCAGCGUCCCGCCUCCUGUUCCUCUCCAUGCACUGGGCGCGCUCCAUCCCAGCAUUCUCUGCACUCGGUCAGGAGAGCACCACCUGCUUGGUGCGCGCCUGUUGGAACGAGCUGUUCACCCUGGGGCUCGCUCAGUGUGCCCACAUCAUGAGCCUCUCCACAAUCCUGGAAGCCAUCAUCAACCAUCUGCAGAACAGCAUUCAGGACGACAAGGUGUCUGGAGAAAGAGUGAAGCUUGUGAUGGAACACAUCUGGAAGCUGCAGGAGUUCUGCAACAGCAUGGCUAAGAUGGAGACAGACAGCUAUGAGUACGCCUACCUGAAAGCCAUAGUUCUCUUCAGCCCCGACCAUCCAGGCCUGAACAGUUGCAGCCAGAUCGAGAAGUUCCAGGAGAAGGCCCAGAUGGAGCUGCAGGACUACGUGCAGAAGACCUAUCCCGACGACACCUACAGGUUGACCCGCACUCUGAUGCGUCUCCCUGCGCUGCGCCUGAUGAGCUCCAGCGUCACGGAGGAGCUCUUCUUCACGGGCCUCAUCGGCAACGUGCCCAUCGACAGCAUCAUCCCUUACAUCCUUAAGAUGGAGACGGCAGACUACAACACCCAGUUCGCGGGUUCCACCGCGUGACCCGUCCCACUGCGUCGCUAACCACGCCCAAAACCUUUCCGACCCCUCUUGAGACUCCGGCCGAAUACCCCCAAAAGAGAGCUCGCGAUCUGAAUCCCCCAAUCUCUUUCCCUGAAAACACUUAUGGUUUUUGAAACCACUCUCCAAACGAUGCAAAGUCACAGACGGAUCAGAGAGUGUGCCUCUUGGACCGUGUUGCUCUCCAGGUUUGUGAUAAUGCCUAACUAUGGAGUACCCUGGAUGCAUGAGGCUGUGAGUCCGUCUGUAGCCUGGGAUUCUGAGCACUUAUGUUGCCUUUAAGACAACUAAAAACUUGGAUAACGACAUAAGCUUAUUGUUUCUGAACUGGAAUUCUAAUUUUGCUUAAUGCAAUUCAGAAAUGUUGAGGCCCGUAGUUUCAAGUUGUCUUGAACGUAUCAUUAACAUGCAGAGGGGGGAGGAGUCAGGGCUGGCUCAUCUCUCUCUCAUUAGCACUUUAGCAAAACGGCUCCAGUGUGUUGUACAGUAUAUGUUUUAGCUAAAGCCUUUUGAUAUGCUUUUAUCUUAUGCAAGCCUUUCUGUACAUUCAACAAGUAUAUCAAUCCAGUUAUCGCCUGCGUCUUGUUCUAAUCUCGAUAAGCUAUAUUUAACACCUAGCCGACAUUGACUAAUGAAUGAGCGACGCUUGCCUGAAUGUCAUUACAUGGAUACAUUGAGAUGCGAAUUGGUGUAAAGGUUUGUUCUGUUUGGGUACUUUGAACCUUUCACCAUAUCGUACAAUGUAACACAGAAUCACUAUCAUGCUCAUCCAUGCCUCAAGCAUUGUCUGUACCUAGAACCUUUUGGUUGAAGUCAACCUAUUUUCCUAAAUCAGGUACAAUACUUUUCUCAGUCUAAUAGCAGCUAACCUGGAUCCUUAAUCUAUACGAAGGACGGACAAGCCAUUUGAAUACUGAGCCACUCCAUUCAGGAUUAUAUUACGUGUACUCUCCGCUUCACAUAAAACAUCAAAAGUCGUCUUUUGUUUCAAGCGGAACAAGGGAAAAUGUGCAGGUGGUUUUGAUGUUUUUUCAUACAUUUCGUAUUCAAAUGUUUCUUGUUCAUUUCACUGCAAGUGUUUCCCUAAAACUUUCCCUGUGCCUGUCCAUAUGAUGACAGUCUUUCAGGCAUGGACGGACCUAUUUCCAUGUCUCUGCCUAAAGCAAGAUGCACCUUCAUUAUUUGGCCAUGAUAUGUGUGGAAAAUGUAGUUUGUGCAAUCACCACAUUUCUACAGCUCCAGGUUAAAGUAGCCCUUAACCACUCAUGGGAACAGAUUGUCCUGCACCUAGUUAACUAACUUUUAUUAUUAUAAUUUUUAUUAUUAUACUUUUAUUAUUAUAAUAAUAUAUUUAGAGGGGUCCAAAAAGUCAUACACUGUAUCCAUGGUUAGGGGCAAAUUGAUGUCCAUCUAAUUUUUUAGCCCUCAUUUACAAUCAAGCCUUGUGGGACAUGAUGUCCCGUAUUGUUCGGCCUUUUACACAUUACACAAAAGAAGUGACAAGGGUUCGUUUGUGUAGCUCUCCUCAUAGUAUUUUUGUGCGACAGCACUUUCUGCAUGCGUGUGUGGGCUCCUUUACAGUAGCAGACUUACAGUGUUGAUUGAAACAUGUGAACCCCUUCCCUUCCAAUUCUUAGUGUUCCUAAAAUCUUUAUUUAACCAGAACUUAUUUUUAUGUGACAUAAUGGGUUUAUUAAUGCUGCAGCUAUUUAUUAUUUUAGUAAUCGAGUAUUCUGUUGAUUAUUCCAUCGAUUAAUCGAGUAAUCAGAUAAGAAUUACUUUUGCCUUCUUAAAGAGCAAUAAUAAAUGUACAAAAUAGAUUUUUUGAAAAAUCGCUUAAAUUGCAUAUAAUAAUAUUAUCUAUAAAAACGGAACCACGCUAGUGCAUUUAAGUGCCAUAUUAUAUUAGGGGUUUUAAAGUAAACUUUUUUCUGAAAUGCAAAAGCAAAUAAAGAAAUGAAGUAAUUUCAAAUUACUUUAACCUAAAACUAAGGCAUCAAUUUAAAUAAUAAUAAUACAAAGAUUGCUUUAAAGCUUUGUGGCAUUUAAAGGAGGCAAAAAAAGGAGUUCUGUCAAGAUCUUUUCUCCUGGAUGAGGUGUGUGUGUGUGUGUGUCAUAAUAACAAUAUGAAUUGAGCUCAGGCACAAAUUGACUGCAGCAUUUUAUUUUGAGCAAAACUUAAUUUAGGGACAUAAAUAGACAACAUACUGAUUUAUGUUCUUAACUAGCCAUAUAGCCAUAAUUAAGCACAUCCUUCACUAGUCUUCAUCUCAACUAGCAAUUAUAUUGAUGCUAACGUUACCUUGUUUCGGGUCUGUGGACUUGAUGCGUAGAGUGGAUGUUUUUCGUCUGAGAUGUUGAAGCAUUGACGUCGUUCUAUUGUGGUAGGCAAAUUUGGUUUUACAAUAGACAGACUAUACAGAGUUUUCGCCUAACAUGAUCACAAACUUUGGACACUUACUGUCGUUUUCUCUUGCCUGUCUCGUCGCCUCGCUCCUUGCUAUUUUCCACCAUCAAAUCAAGUCUACCUCACGUAUACACAGCGUAACCGCGUUGUAGUUGUUCUAGUUGCAACAGUAAUAAUAAUUUGUGCAAAAGACAGUGUACACCAAGGGUGGGCAAUAUUUGUCACUGGGGGGCCACACUGAAAAUGCCAGAGAGCAUCGUGGGCCAGAUUAAAUUUUUUACCAACAUGCCUAAAAA
Esox lucius (northern pike) is the source of this 4894-nucleotide messenger RNA. It is a transcript of the gene nr2c2, whose product is annotated as nuclear receptor subfamily 2, group C, member 2. Lineage: Eukaryota; Metazoa; Chordata; Actinopteri; Esociformes; Esocidae. Bases 284 to 2173 code for a protein of 629 amino acids. The record is from RefSeq and is a predicted model, not a curated record. Gene Ontology annotation, biological process: cell differentiation; positive regulation of embryonic development; positive regulation of transcription by RNA polymerase II. The transcript is spliced from 15 exons. Gene Ontology annotation, molecular function: RNA polymerase II cis-regulatory region sequence-specific DNA binding; zinc ion binding; nuclear receptor activity.